CGCUCUUGAGUUCAAAAAAGACCAUUGAACGGGUAGGUCGUGCGUCGGUACGGAAAAAAUCUCGAAAAAAGCCGUGGGUGAUUCGUCGUUGCGUCGCGCGUGAGUGUGUGUGUGUGCAUGUGUUGGCUUAACAAAUUAAUAAAAGCGCUAAAUAGAAUCCAAUAAUAUGAAUGUGCAACGGGUAUCAUAGCAAUUGUUGUGUUAACAACUCACAAAAAUUUCACAAUAGCGCGACAGCCGGAGAGCGUGAGUGCCAAUUGCAAGACAAAAUGGCUGCAUUUCAACGCAUUUAAUGCGCGCACAAAAACAGCAACAACAGAAGAGAACAACAUACACAAAGCAUAAGCAAACAUCAAUGCUACAAUAACAGCGCUUGGCAAAUAAAACAACAACAACAACAGCACCGCUAAUAAUUUUAAAUUGUGAAUUUCGUUUUGGACGCGUUGCGAAAUUUUUUCAUUCGGUUUUUCGUUUUCUUUUCAUUUAUGUUUUACGCGCAAAAAUAAAAGCAAAAAGUGAAAAGUAAUGCAUAAAAAUCGUAAAUCAUAAUACAUAUAAAUUGGCAGUGUACGUGACGGGUGUUAAAAUAUAAUCGUAUUAAAUAAAGAAUCAUAAAAAUAAAAUAGUAAAAAUAUAAUAAUAAUAAAGUGGGCGCUCCGUCGUGCGUACAAAAAGUGUUGUAAAAUUUUAUGGCCACUGUCUGUGCGUGUGUGCGUGUGUUCGAAAUAGUAAAUUUUAAAUGGAAAAUAGUUGCAGUUAGUUAAGAUUCGGCAAAACGAUCAAAAAAUAGAAAAACCUACUGCCAAUAUUUAAAAACAACAAAUACAAGACUUAAGGAUUUCACAGCAUUCGACACGUUGGAUUCCAUUUGCGUAUAAUGUCAUCAACAUGUGGAUUAAAUAUGGUUUUCAUGUCGAUCAUUUUCAUUAUCAUCGUAAAUGGCUACGCAAAAGAUAUUUCCGGAGUUGAAAGAGGUCGUGAACGACUCAAUGAAUACAUAUCCCACUAUGAAACACUCAACUAUGAUCAUGAGCACAUUAGAGCUAGUCACAAUAGAGCGCGUCGAUCGGUGACCAAAGAUCAUUUUGUACAUUUAAAGUUUGCAGCACAUGGAAGAGACUUCCAUCUUAGAUUAAAACGUGAUUUAAAUACAUUUAGUGAUAAGUUAGACUUUUAUGAUAGCAACGGCCCCAUUGAUGUCUCAACGGAUCAUAUCUAUGAGGGCGAAGUGAUAGGGGAUCGUAAUAGUUAUGUAUUUGGUUCCAUACACAAUGGGGUAUUCGAGGGUAAAAUUAUAACGGAACGUGAUGCCUAUUAUGUUGAACAUGCCAAACAUUAUUUUCCCACAAAUCGCACGACGGCGACGGCGACGACGACCACCGCAACUGCAUUGUCCUCGACGACAACGGGGUCCACCAGCACACUAGACAACAAAAAAACUGCCAUUGAUAAUAAAACAGAAAAGUUCAUAAAUAAAAAUGCUGAAACCACAUCUACAAGCGCAUUCCCAAUGUACCCACGCAGCACUUCCGAGCAGCCAGAAUCAACGACAAUGUUUUCACCGACGACCACAACAAAUGAGUCUGUGGAUGGGGAUAAAAACGCUGCAGGUGCCCAGGACGAAGUUGAUUUUCACUCCAUUAUCUAUAAGGAGUCACACGUUGAGGAUGCCUACGAGAAUGUGCGCGAAGGUCACGUGGGCGGCUGCGGCAUUACGGAGGAGGUCUCGCAGUGGAUGGAGAACAUACAAAAUUCAGCGGUUGAGGAGCUGCCUGUGCCCAUGUCAAAGGAUGUCCAAAAGCUGCACCGGAAGCAGCAGCACAAAAAGGCUGCUGGUCCCCAACAACAGCCACAGCAACAACAGCAGCAACAACAACAGCCGCAUCCUCCCAAGAAAUACGCCAGCGGCGAUGAUGAUUUCAAACUUCCACAUCAGAAAUAUACAAAGGAGGCAAACUUUGCCGAUGGUGCAUUCUAUGAUCCGGAGACCGGUCGUCGAUUGGGCUCCACGGCCAAUGUCGCCGAUUGGCAUGAGCUGGUCCACGAGCGUGUCCGUCGCGCUACUGGCGGCAGCGGCUCCAAUGCCAGCGGUUCGACCAGCUCGUCGGGCCCCGGACGUGGCCGUGAGGAUAACAAAAAUACCUGCUCGCUGUAUAUACAAACAGAUCCAUUGAUUUGGCGCCACAUACGCGAGGGUAUCGCCGAUCACGAUCGCGGUCGCAAGUACGAGGUGGACGUGAAAACCCGUGAGGAAAUCACAUCGCUGAUUGCACAUCAUGUGACGGCCGUUAAUUACAUUUACCGCAACACAAAGUUCGACGGACGCACCGAGCAUCGCAACAUACGCUUUGAGGUGCAACGCAUUAAAAUCGACGAUGAUUCUGCCUGUCGAAAUGCCUACAAUGGGCCACACAAUGCCUUUUGCAAUGAACACAUGGACGUAUCGAACUUCUUGAAUCUCCACUCUUUAGAGGAUCACUCAGACUUUUGUCUAGCCUAUGUAUUUACCUACAGAGAUUUUACGGGCGGCACUUUGGGCCUGGCCUGGGUGGCCAGCGCAUCAGGCGCCUCUGGCGGCAUCUGCGAGAAGUACAAGACCUACACGGAGACUGUGGGUGGCCAAUACCAGAGCACCAAGCGCUCCUUGAACACGGGCAUCAUCACCUUUGUCAACUACAACAGUCGCGUGCCACCAAAAGUAUCGCAGCUGACACUUGCCCAUGAAAUUGGACAUAAUUUUGGAUCUCCGCACGACUACCCGCAAGAAUGCCGUCCUGGCGGACUAAAUGGCAACUACAUUAUGUUCGCCAGCGCCACCUCUGGUGAUCGUCCAAACAAUUCCAAGUUCUCACCGUGCUCCAUACGCAACAUUUCCAAUGUGCUGGACGUGCUUGUGGGCAACACGAAGCGCGACUGCUUCAAGGCCUCGGAGGGCGCCUUCUGUGGCAACAAGAUUGUGGAGUCCGGCGAGGAAUGCGAUUGUGGCUUCAACGAGGAGGAGUGCAAGGACAACUGCUGCUACCCGCGGCUCAUCAGCGAGUACGAUCAGUCGCUGAACUCCAGCGCCAAGGGCUGCAAGCGUCGCGCCAAGACGCAGUGUUCACCCUCGCAGGGACCCUGCUGCCUGGCCAACUCGUGCGCGUUCGUGCCCACGCACUAUCACCAGAAGUGCAAGGAGGAGACGGAAUGCAGCUGGUCGAGCACAUGCAACGGCACCACCGCCGAGUGUCCGGAGCCACGGCAUCGCGAUGACAAGACCAUGUGCAACAAUGGCACCGCCCUGUGCAUACGCGGCGAGUGCAGCGGGUCACCCUGCCUGCUAUGGAAUAUGACCAAAUGCUUCCUCACCUCGUCCAUGGUGCCGCACGUGGACAAGCGGAAGUUGUGCGAGCUGGCCUGCCAGGAUGGCAACGACACGGCCAGCUGUCGCAGCACCAGCGAAUUUGCCGCCGAAUAUAAUAUACAGCCGGGUGGCAUCAGCCUCCAGCCGGGCUCACCCUGCGACAACUUCCAGGGCUAUUGCGAUGUCUUUCUCAAGUGUCGCGCCGUCGACGCCGACGGGCCGCUGGUGCGGCUCAAGAAUCUGCUGCUCAAUCGCGAAACGCUGCUCACCGUUGCCGAGUGGGUCACGGGCAACUGGUAUCUGGUGGUGCUAAUUGGCGUUGGGUUCAUUGUCGUCCUCGGCGCAUUCAUCAAAUGCUGCGCCGUCCACACGCCCAGCUCCAAUCCGAAAAAGCGUCGCGCCCGGCGCAUCAGCGAGACGCUGCGCGCGCCAAUGAAUACGCUGCGUCGAAUGCAGCGUCAUCCGAAUCAGCGCGGAGCCGGACCACGCAGCAUUCCACCGCCCGCGCACGAGGCGCAGCAUUAUCCCCGAGGAGGUGGUGCUGGCGGCGCUGCUGGCGGUGCAGCCGGUGGUGGACGGCAUGGUGGUGGCGCACGUGGUCAUCAUCAUAAUGCGCAUCCGCACGAAUGGGACCGGCAUCAGGGCGGACACUCGAUAAUUCCGCUGCCCACGGGCGGCGGUCAUUCCAGUCGCAGCUCGGCCGCCAAUCAGGCGCGACGCAGCGACGGACGCGGCGCACGGCCCAGCAGCAGCGGACGGCCGCAGGCCAGCGGCCGAUCUGGGUAUGCAGCCGAACAGGCGGGCGUGGGUGCCAUUGGUGGUGGUGUGCAGGCGGCCAUCAGCAGCGGCGGCGUUGUGGCGCGUGCUCAGCUGCCGCUGCCGUUGCCGCCGGCAAAUGCACAACAGCAGCAACAGCAACAACAACAAGUACUCUCACCGCAACAACAACAACAACAACAACAACCGCAAGCGUUCUAUGCGCCGAAAGGCGUCGCGCCCCCGCCGCCGCUUCAAGUAAGCUAUAGUCGACCGACAUCGCUGCAUGAGCAACAGCCACAACAACAACAGCCGCUGGAGCAGCUGCACCAGCAGCAGCAGCUGCAGGAGGCGGAGCAACAACAACAACAACACGCCUAUUCCGACGCCUAUGCGGCUUUGGGGCGUGGCCAGUACGAGUCGACGACGCGGGCGCCCAACAAUGGUAAAGUUUGACAACCAAAAUUAAAGUCGGAGCGCCAAAAAAACCCAAAAGCAAAGCGUCAAAAGCAACAACAACAACAACAACAGCUAGCACAGCCACAACAACAACAACAACAAGAACAAAAAUCAAAUGAACUCAAAUUAAAUGUAAAUGUAAUUUUUAUGCUAAUUAUUUUUAUUUAAACAAGCUGAUAAAUUGAAUGAAAAAAAAACAGACAGAGAGUAAAGCAAAAAUUUCAUAUGAACCAACAAAAAAAAUGCUAAAAACAAAACAUGAACGAUAUUUUUGAUUAAAAUAAUUGAUAUGAGAAUGCAAAUCAUUAUUAUUAUAAAUAAUUAAAAGGCAGAUUGCAUAAUAUAUAUAUAUAUAUAGUGAACAAACAGAAAUAUAUAUAUACAUACAUAAACGUAAACAUAAUGAUUGUGCGUACUUAUUUACAAAGCAGCAACAACAUGAAUAAAAAAAAACAAAAUAGAAAUUUACGCAAGAACAACACAAAAGAUAUUUAUAAAACAUAUUUAAAUACUUAAAUGUCGAACAUUUACUAAAGAGCCAAGGCGAGAAAAAUUAAUUACAUUUUCCAAAGCGCAAACAUAUGGUUUUGUAAAAAAAAAAGAAAA
Molecule: messenger RNA, 5164 nt
Organism: Drosophila montana
Lineage: Eukaryota; Metazoa; Arthropoda; Insecta; Diptera; Drosophilidae
Gene: kuz
Product: zinc-dependent metalloprotease kuz
Exons: 12
Coding region: 878-4555 (1225 amino acids)
Biological process (GO): Notch signaling pathway; membrane protein ectodomain proteolysis
Cellular component (GO): plasma membrane
Molecular function (GO): metalloendopeptidase activity
Source: RefSeq, a predicted model, not a curated record